Messenger RNA from Protopterus annectens (West African lungfish), 2881 nucleotides. RefSeq lists its product as uncharacterized. Bases 548 to 1978 code for a protein of 476 amino acids. The record is from RefSeq and is a predicted model, not a curated record. Lineage: Eukaryota; Metazoa; Chordata; Ceratodontiformes; Protopteridae. The transcript is spliced from 2 exons.
AUAAUAAUAAUAAAUAGCUUGUGACCCAGGUGCAGAAAAACAAGAGAUAGUAUACUAAUACAGAGAGUGUGGUAUGGCCUUUCCCUUAGGAUAUCUUCAGAAGAAAGAAGAAAAAACAGUGAGGGAAGAGAUUAUAUACGGAGAUAUACUGACUUACAGUGAUCUGUCCCAAACCAUUCUAAAGCCCAUUUAGUGACAUCAUGAAAAAAUAAUACCUGUUCAUGGCAAAGAUUAUCAGCUGAGGUUACACAGUUCCCUUGCAGUGACACUCCGUGAUCAAAAUUGCAAUCAGCCAUCUUAUGAUUCGUGAACUCCCUGUACAUGAUUUUCCAUUCAAUUCACAAUGAGAUGUUGUGUAUGGCUGCUUAUAUCGACAGAUAAUAAUCUGUGCAUACUGUAUAGUAACAAAAUCCGCAGUUCUCAUUGUCAUUGGGUUAUUCUUAUAAUGUACUUCAUAAAGUGUACAUUCAAUGGCAUCUCAGACAGAAAGCUUAUUUUAUAAUUAGACAUUUUGGGUACAUACAACUGUACUGCUUCCAAAUGGAUAAUGAUAAUCAGUGAGCUUCUAAUGAUAAUCAGUGAGCUUCUAAUGAUAAUCAGUGAGCUUCUAAUGAUAACCAGUGAGCUUCUGAUAAUCAGUGAGCUUCUAAUGAUAAUAAGUGAGCUUCUAAUGAUAACCAGUGAGUUUCUGAUAAUCAGUGAGCUUCUAAUGAUAAUCAGUGAGCGUCUAAUGAUAACCAGUGAGCUUCUGAUAAUCAGUGAGCUUCUAAUGAUAAUCAGUGAGCGUCUAAUGAUAACCAGUGAGCUUCUGAUAAUCAGUGAGCUUCUAAUGAUAAUCAGUGAGCUUCUAAUGAUAACCAGUGAGCUUCUGAUAAUCAGUGAGCUUCUAAUGAUAAUCAGUGAGCUUCUAAUGAUAACCAGUGAGCUUCUAAUGAUAAUCAGUGAGCUUCUAAUGAUAGUCAGUGAGCUUCUAAUGAUAAUCAGUGAGCUUCUAAUGAUAGUCAGUGAGCUUCUAAUGAUAAUCAGUGAGCUUCUAAUGAUAAUCAGUGAACUUCUAAUGAUAGUCAGUGAGCUUCUAAUGAUAAUCAGUGAGCUUCUAAUGAUAAUCAGUGAGCUUCUAAUGAUAAUCAGUGAACUUCUAAUGAUAAUCAGUGAGCUUCUGAUAAUCAGUGAGCUUCUAAUGAUAAUCAGUAAGCUUCUAAUGAUAAUCAGUGAACUUCUAAUGAUAAUCAGUGAGCUUCUAAUGAUAACCAGUGAGCGUCUAAUGAUAAUCAGUGAGCUUCUAAUGAUAAUCAGUGAGCGUCUAAUGAUAAUGAGUGAGCUUCUAAUGAUAAUGAGUGAACUUCUAAUGAUAACCAGUGACCUUCUAAUGAUAACCAGUGAGCGUCUAAUGAUAAUCAGUGAGCUUCUAAUGAUAACCAGUGAGUGUCUAAUGAUAAUCAGUGAGCUUCUAAUGAUAAUCAGUGAGCUUCUAAUGAUAAUCAGUGAGCUUCUAAUGAUAACCAGUGAGCUUCUGAUAAUCAGUGAGCCUCUAAUGAUAACCAGUGAGCAUCUAGUGAUAAUCAGUGAGCUUCUAAUGAUAACCAGUGAGCAUCUAAUGAUAAUCAGUGAGCAUCUAAUGAUAAUCAGUGAGCAUCUAAUGAUAAUCAGUGAGCUUCUAAUGAUAAUCAGUGAGCUUCUAAUGAUAACCGGUGAGCUUCUGAUAAUCAGUGAGCUUUUAAUGAUAAUCAGUGAGCUUCUAAUGAUAACCAAUGAGCUUCUGAUAACCAGUGAGCUUCUAAUGAUAACCAGUGAGCUUCUAAUGAUAAUCAGUGAGCUUCUAAUGAUAACCAGUGAGCUUCUGAUAAUCAGUGAGCUUCUAAUGAUAAUCAGUGAGCUUCUGAUGGUAAUCAGUGAAAUUCUAAGAAGCAGAGGCAAAAUUAACCUUCUGAAUUUAACAUCAAUAUGCUUACAUGUUUACACAUUGACAAUGAGCUAAGUAAUACUUUACAAUUUUAAAUGCAUUAUAUUUUAUGCAUAUUUCCACUUUAUAUCUGUCUUAAUUAUAACAAUAUCUCAAACCAAAAUGAAGUAUGUGAUCAAUAAGAGGAAUUCAUAUUUAAAUGUUUAUUUUCAUAUACCACAUUUUAUGAUAUCAUGGUUUCUGUCCAGUGAUAAGCAACGUGUACAAAUUUAAUAUAUGCAUAUGUAAAUGUAUAAAUCAAACAUGUAAAUAAAUCAUGUUGUUUAAAUUUGGCAAGUUUGUAUCUUCUGUUUUAUUCUCUUCACUUGCCAAAUCCAAAGGAAAAAAUUUGAAUGCAGUAAGAAGAUUAAAGACUAUUGUGUGUAAUUUUUAUGUUUUGAGGAUAUAUUCAGGAGGUUAAAAAAUCCUCACACUUCUGUGGUAUCAGAUCUGCUGACUCUUUUGAAUCUUUAUUUUUAAAGGUUUAUAUAGGUAAAUAUUUUCAUUCCUAUAAGUAUGUAAGCCGAGCAUGGGAAUCUGAACAGACACCUUAUUUUCUUCACAUAAGAGAAACAAAAUGUGUUUUUUCUUGGGCAGAACACAAUUGAUAUGAAAUGACCACACAUGCUUUAAAUUAUGUAAGCAGUAAUGAAGGGUGAUUCCACAGUUACACCUUUUAAUAUAAUGUGUGUGAAGAAUCUUGCUGUUAAUCUUUGAGUUUAAGAUGAUGUGACCUGUAAAAAAAUGUUCAUAUUGUAAUAACUGUUUGAUGUCAUCUGUGUUUUGAUCGAAUUACUGAUGACUGUAUGUUACUUGACUGCUACAGCAUGACAGAUGCACAAGCACUCAGGAUUAUUACCUAGAUAAAAAAAUGAACAUGAAACGUUUAUGUUGUUCUCAUUAUUUUUAGAAUAAAAUUGGCCAAGAGCUGUUCAAAUA